AAUAUAGAAUCAGCUGAUUCCUCAUUUAAUCAUUUUUUUUCUUUGUUUUGUAAACAAUUUAUUCUCGGUAUACACCGUAUAUACCCAAUUUUAUUAAGCACUUUUUACCCACUAAAAUAGAGCACCAACCAUGAAUAUUAUGUUGCGAUUUCACGUCUUACGCCAAUCAAAGAGUGUGAUAGAAAGGACUAGAAGUAAUGCGCUGUAUUCUUCAAUUUCCAAUGAACAGCAUAAAGGAGCUUACUACUUUCGUAAAUAUGCGAUCCGUUUAGCUUAUACAUCACUUGGCGUCGGCGUCACAUACGAUGCGUUUAACGCAUUUCAAACAAUUAGUAGUAUCAAUCGCUUCGUGAGGUCUCUAAAUAUCGCAGUAAGAAAUUCGUUUGACUAUUCGUACAAUCUGUACGGGCUGUCAGAAGAGUCUCCGGGCUACGAUGAGAUUAUCAAAGUCAUCCACUUAAGAUGCGCAAAUCGAAUAUUGGAAGGUUGUAUGAAAAAUGGUGGACUUUAUAUCAAAAUUGGACAAGGUGUAUCGGCAAUCAAUCACAUAUUACCAAAGGAAUACACCAAUACAUUGAAGAAGUUAGAGAAUCAGUGCCUUGAACGCAAGCCAGAUGAAGUGAAACAACUGUUUAUGGCUGACUUUGGUCAACUACCCGAGGAAGUGUUCUCCGAGUUUGAUUACAAACCUAUAGCUGCUGCUAGUCUUGCCCAAGUUUUCAAAGCAAAAACAAAAGACGGACAAGAUGUUGCAGUGAAAGUUCAGUACAUCGAUUUAAAGAAACGUUUUUCUGGUGACUGCGGUACAAUUAUGUUUCUACUCACUUUGGCGAAGAAAGUGCACAAAAAUUUUGAUUUUACUUGGACACUGAAGGAGCUUCGGACUGAUCUAGAGCAAGAGCUCGAUUUUAUAAAUGAAGGAAAAAAUGCCGAACGAUGUUCUAGAGACCUGCAACACUUGGAUUACCUUUAUGUACCGAAAGUUUUAUGGGAAUACACCAAUUCGCGAAUUCUGACAGCCGAAUGGAUUGACGGCUACAAAAUAACGGACAUUGAGUCCAUACGUAGUGACAGAUUUCCGAUUAAAGAAGUCGACAAAAAACUGUUCAACAUUUUCGCGGAACAAAUUUUUAACUCUGGCUUUGUGCACGCGGACCCCCACCCAGGAAAUGUAUUUUUGCGCAAAAAUAAAAAGGGAAAACUGCAAAUUGUACUGCUGGAUCAUGGAUUGUAUGAACAUAUGCCACAGAAACUUCGUCGGUCCUUGUGUCAAUUUUGGGAAGCAAUCGUAUUGAAGGAUAGAGUUAAGAUGCAAAAGUAUGCCAAUGAACUUAAUGUGCAAGAUUAUGAAAAAUUGGCUGAAAUUCUAUUGCAACGUCCAGUAGAAUUCAAUACCAGACAAGUUUCAACUGCAUUGACUGACAAAGAACUUGCUUAUCUACAAGAAAUGGCUAAGAAGCAAUUCGACAUAGUUCUGAAAACGUUGAGACAAAUGCCGAAAAAUAUGCUAUUCGUGGUGAGGAACCUAAACACCGUACGUGCAAUAGCUCGAAAUCAUGGUGAUCCGCUGGACCGGCCGAAACAUAUGGCUCGAUACGCUCAAUAUUGCUUGUACAAACACGACAGAGGAUUAUUUUCAUACUUCAAAUGGAUCUUACGGCGAUUUCAAUUCGAAUUUCAUUUGUUUCGAAGCAGCAUGCAAUUUUGGUUCAUCGAAUGUUACUUGAAGCUGUUCAAUCGCGAUAAGUCGAACGAAAUUCUUAAUAUGAUGAAUGCUGGACUGGAUGAUGCGUAAAAUAAAGGAACAGCACGGGUGUUUUUUUGUCAACGAAAC
Messenger RNA from Bradysia coprophila, 1834 nucleotides. It is a transcript of the gene Adck5, whose product is annotated as aarF domain containing kinase 5. Lineage: Eukaryota; Metazoa; Arthropoda; Insecta; Diptera; Sciaridae. The record is from RefSeq and is a predicted model, not a curated record.